AUGGAUUUCAUGAACAACUCAUCAAAAGCAAACUCACCAUCUCCAUCGAAGAGCAAAAGAAAGAAUCCGCAACAAAAUCAGCAAGAAUCAACAGUAAGGUUUCUAGGUGUACGAAGAAGGCCAUGGGGCAGAUAUGCCUCAGAAAUAAGAGACCCUUCCACCAAAGAGAGGCAUUGGCUGGGCACUUUUGACACUGCAGAGGAGGCGGCCUUGGCCUACGACAGAGCUGCCCGCUCCAUGCGCGGCUCCCGUGCUCGCACCAACUUUGUGUACUCCGACAUGCCACCAGGUUCCUCUGUCACUUCUAUCCUCUCGCCUGAUGAUCAAUCACAUUCACAACACGACCUCUCCGUCCUUUUCCCUAAUGCACCUAAAAACGAUUCCUCAGAACAAUUAUUUUUCAGCCGUGAUAGUACUGUCGAUGUGUGUCAGUUUUCUGGUGGGCUGCCUGUGGCCGGGGACGCCUGGAUUCAUAAUAAUAAUGAGACUGUCUCUCUGUCUCUGUCUCAACUUGAGCAGGUUACGGUUGGUGCUAUGCAUGGUGGUGGUUAUGGUGGGUUCAAACAGUUUAAUGCAAACGAUAUUGAACUGCCACCGUUACCACCAGAUAUUACGAGCUCUUUUGGCUCCACUAGUGUUCUUCCACUUCCACCUCAAUCAGUUUCUGAUCAUGUUAUGGGUCACAGUGUUUGGAACGACAUAAGUUUUAUAGGAUUGUCGGAACAGAUGACUAGUAGUGAACAGUAUAACAUUGAAGGGACAGGGGGGGUGGAAUUGGAUAUAGGAUUCGGCAUGGCCAGCUGCUGCGAGCAGAUGAAUUUAAGUAGUGAAACCGAAUGUAUGGGAUUCAUCCCAUUUCCAUUUUCGGGGUUGGGGAUGAUGCCUCCUCCAACUCCCACAGCUUCCAGAACUCUCUCUUCAUCAGCUUCAGAAGAAUUUGAUCUUCGAGGUGGUGGUUGUUCGUCAUCACCAUCAUCAUCCACCUAUUUCUUCCCAUAA
Molecule: messenger RNA, 999 nt
Organism: Ilex paraguariensis (yerba mate)
Lineage: Eukaryota; Viridiplantae; Streptophyta; Magnoliopsida; Aquifoliales; Aquifoliaceae
Source: the annotation of a GenBank genome assembly